AUGUCUUCCUUUUCUUCCACAGCAUGUCUACAGUCUUGCUUGACCGGAAAAGGAGGCACAGAUGUGAUUCUCACACACUUGGCCCUGGCCAGCCUCCUGGUUCUCUCCCCUGGCAUUCCUCACACUGCCAUUGCAGUUUUUGUUUUGAGGAAGCCCCUGUCCAGUCUCGGGUGUAAGUUUGUGUAUUAUAUACAGAGAGUGGCUCGAGGCACCACCCUGUGCUCCACCUGUGUCCUGAGCACCUAUCUGUCCUUCACUCUCACCCCCAGGAGAGCGGAGUGGGUGAUGCUCAGAGGAAGGGCCCCCAAGGUCACUGGCCCUUCCUGUUGGGUCUGCUGGAUGCUCAGUCUCUUAAUGACUAUCUUUGUUCCUGUGGCAGUCACUGGUCCACAGGACACAGGAAAUGAUACCGACAAUCAAGGGAAGUGGUUCUGUUCAUCAAGUCCCAAUGCAGCCAUUGUCCUCCUGUGGUCCACCUCGGAUGCCGUGUUUCUUACCCUCAUGGUCUGGUCCAGUGGCUCCAUGGUACUUCUCCUGCUCAGACACCACCAGAGGGUGCAGUAUAUUCACACCCCCACUGGACACCACAGAUGCCCCCCGGAGACCAGAGCCGCCCACACCACCCUGAUGCUGGUGGUCACCUUUGUCAACUUUUACAUACUGAAUUCCACUUUCAAGUUUUACACCACUAUUCUUCUGGAGUCUUGUCUGUGAUUGAUGCAGGCCACUCUUAUUCUGGCUUUGCUUCCCCACUUUUAGCCCCUUCCUCUUGAUCCUUACGGACUCUGGAUCCCCUCAGUUCUG
This is a messenger RNA of Bubalus bubalis (water buffalo), 804 nucleotides long. RefSeq names its product vomeronasal type-1 receptor 4-like. Gene Ontology annotation, cellular component: membrane. Gene Ontology annotation, molecular function: pheromone receptor activity. The coding region runs from base 1 to 714 and encodes 237 amino acids. The transcript has a single exon. Gene Ontology annotation, biological process: G protein-coupled receptor signaling pathway. The record is from RefSeq and is a predicted model, not a curated record. Lineage: Eukaryota; Metazoa; Chordata; Mammalia; Artiodactyla; Bovidae.